AUGCGAGAGCCACAACAAUUUACAGUUCCUCAACUGAAAGCAAAACUACAAGAACGGGACUUGCCGUCAACAGGUUCGAAAAGCGAAUUGAUCGCUCGUUUAGAAGAAGCUGAUCCGAGCGGCGACUGGAGAAAAGAACUAGGGAUCGAUGAAAUGCCUCAGAGCGACAUUAUAACGCAAAAUACUUCUUCUCACCUUAGCCCCGGAGAAAACAAUAUGCAGAGAGAAAUAGAAUUGUUGAGACGUGAACGAGAUCUCAUGCAACGCGAACUGGCUCUAGCACAGAGGGAAUUGGAGUUAGCGCGUACAAGCGCUUCCCCUCAGCCUAUUGAAACGCAACCCAAAGCCAAUAUAAGAGCUUUAACUGAGUUAUUAAGCGAUUUUAACGGAAGUCAAGACACGUUUACAAACUGGGAGAAACAACUAAACUUAAUAAAAUCAUCAUACAAUCUAGACGAUGAUCUAUGUCGCAUACUAGUUGGAUCGAAACUUAAAGGAAAAGCUCUAGAGUGGUUCCACUCGAAACCGGAGCACAUAGAAAUGAGCCUCGAUCAAUUUCUCCAGGAGAUGCAGACGAUGUUCGAUCACCGUCCGAACAAAGUCGCACUGCGUCGCCAGUUUGAAAACAGACGAUGGAAAAACGGGGAGACAUUUAACGAUUAUCAUCACCAAAAAAUUAUCUUGGCUAACCGUGUGGGAAUAGCAGAGGAUGAAAUCGUCGAUUAUAUUAUCGAUGGCAUUCCAGAUACUCGCUUGCAAGAUCAGGCCCGUAUGCAACAAUUCGGGGACAAAAUGUCGCUAUUGUCAGCAUUCGAGAAAAUCUCGCUCUCAUCAACAAGGAAUAGUGGAAAACCUGAGACGAAUUAUAAGGGGCACCCUAGACAACCAUCCUCGUUGUCGGAGAACUCUAGUGAUCACCGCCCGGUGCGAAAAUGCUUCUUCUGCGACAAGGAGGGACAUCUCAAGCCGCAGUGUCCUGAGUUCAAAUGCUUCUCGUGUGAUAAAUCGGGUCACAUUGCGAGAGAUUGCCCGAAUAGACCGAAAGAAGUAAACAACGUUCAUCCAGCUCCAGUCGAAGAGAACGAGUUUUGCCAAACCGUAUUGUAUACCAUGUAUCCUAACGAACACAAAGAAACGAUUCAAUUAUCGACAUUGUUGGACACUGGUAGCGCUAUAAGCUUUAUUAAACUCCGUUACGUUCCGAGUGACGCGAUCGAAUGCACGGAAGAUCAUAGUAACAAAUUUCGGGGUAUCAAUAAUAGUAAUCUUGUCGUCCUUGGGAUGGUUACUCUCGAUAUUGAAAUGAAUGGAAAAAUAGAAAGAUCGCUGCGAUUAAUGGUUGUCCCAGACUUUACUAUGAUCUCCUGUGUUAUCUUGGGCCGAGACGUUAUAAAGCGAUUUGGUCUCGGUUUGAAAAAUUCCGAAAAUGCGUACGAAGCAGAGAUCAUGAAUAUCGACGUCUCUUCGCCGGUUGAAGACGAAGCGGAUCUGUUGGAAAUUAACCCUACUAUACCUAUAAAAACACAAAAAGAAAUUAGACAAUUGUUCCGAGAAAAGUAUUUAGAGCCUGAACGUCCAGAAGAACCAAACGUAAAAGCGGAAUUUAAGUUAACGUUGACCAACCCCCAACAGUUUCGUUUUGCCCCUAGAAGACUCUCGUACGCGGAAAAAGAACGAGUCCAAGAAAUAGUAAAUAAACUACUCGAAAAGGGAAUAAUUAGACCGAGCGAGUCGGAGUAUGCUUCUCCCAUCGUAUUAGUAAAAAAAAAGAAUGGUGAGACACGCAUGUGCGUGGAUUAUCGAACACUAAACAAAAUGACCGCCCGGGAUAAUUAUCCCCUCCCACUGAUCGAGGAUCAACUCGAUAUAUUACAAGGCAAACGGUAUUUUACGAUGCUCGAUCUGAAAGAUGGAUUUCACCAUAUAUCAAUGGCCGAUGAAUCGAUAAAAUAUACGGCUUUCGUCACACCUUUCGGACAGUACGAGUAUGUGAAAAUGCCGUUUGGCUUGAAGGGUGCUUCAACGAAUUUUCAGAGAUGGAUAAAUCAAGUUUUGAAAGAGUUUAUCAACAAAGGGGAUGUUAUCGCAUAUCUCGAUGAUUUCAUGAUCGCGACAGAAACCAUCGAACGAAAUCUUUAUGUACUGGCAGCCGUUCUAGCCACGUUGGUCGCCAAUAAGCUGGAGCUUCGAGUGGACAAAUGCAAAUUUCUAUUUACUAACAUUACUUAUCUUGGCUAUCGAGUCUCCCAAGAAGGGAUAAGCCCGACUAACGAUGGUAUCACAGCAAUACAGAAUUACCCCGUGCCUCAAGAUGCUCGAGGCGUCAGACGCUUUCUUGGUAUGACCUCGUACUUUCGGAAAUUUAUCGAAGGAUUUUCGGUGAUGGCAAAACCGCUAUACGAGCUGUGUAAAAAAGAUACAACAUUUCGGUUUGGUCAGAGCGAAUUAGGGGCAUUCAAUUCACUAAAAGAAAAAUUAAUUCAAGCGCCCAUUCUUGCUCUCUACAACCCGUGCGACGAAACCGAGUUACAUUGUGACGGUAGUGCUCAGGGUUAUGGUGGCGUUCUGCUCCAACGAAAGUCCGACGGUAGGUUUCAUCCCGUCUUCUACUUUUCCAAGCUCACUAGCGAUUCAGAAAGCAAAUAUCACAGUUUCGAAUUAGAAACCUUAGCAAUAAUCUACGCUUUACGAAGAUUUCGGGUCUAUCUUCACGGGAUCAAGUUUAAGAUUGUCACGGACUGUGAUUCGUUGAAGAUGACCUUGAAUAAAAAGAAGUAA
Molecule: messenger RNA, 2778 nt
Organism: Venturia canescens
Lineage: Eukaryota; Metazoa; Arthropoda; Insecta; Hymenoptera; Ichneumonidae
Exons: 1
Coding region: 1-2778 (925 amino acids)
Biological process (GO): proteolysis
Molecular function (GO): nucleic acid binding; aspartic-type endopeptidase activity; zinc ion binding
Source: RefSeq, a predicted model, not a curated record